ACAAGAGGCAUAUUUUGAAAAGUUUGUGCGUCUGUAUAUAUAUAUACACUAAAAACAGACGGACAGACAUACAGACAGACGCCAGACGCACGCAAUCACGUUCUUACAUACCACACUAUACAGCACAGAGCGGUGGCAGCGUCAUGUGGGUUUGCUUGGGCGCCUUGGUACUGAUGGGCAGUGUUGUUCUACUGAGCUGCCUGGCCAGUCUGCAGCACUACUACUUUGCUCUGCUCGAGUCCAUUUUCGGCUAUGCCAAUGCGCAGCUGCAACAGAACCGGCUGCAACUGGAGCGCCAGGAACGGGAGGCGGCGAGAGUUCACUCCACGAUACUGCCGGAGGUGCCGCCACAGAAUCUCUAUGCCGUUAAAGACAAGCUGAAUGUUCACAUGGAGCAGUGCUGUGACGUACUGUCCGCCGGUCUGUGCGUCGUGUUGGAGGAUGAGGUGACGCCUCGUUUUGCUGCUGCCCAUCAAUCCGGCGACGCUUGGAAUUUGCUGACGCGCACUCUUAGCCACAAGCGACGUUUUCUCAACAAGCGAUUGCGUCUGCUCUGGAUCUGUGGCCUAUUAUUGCGCUACAGUCUUCUGCUGCCUUUACGCGUAGUGUCCUGUGCGGCCGCUCUGAUCAUCAUGACCUUUUGUACGGCUGUGCUGGGUCAGUUGCCGAGCUCUGAGUGCAAAAGACGACUCGUAAAGUUGGUGCUACGUCAAUGUUUUCGAUUGAUGGCGUGCUCCAUAUCGAUAGUUAGCAGAUUCCAUAACACCCAGUAUCGACCGUCCAUGGGCAUAUGUGUGUGCAACCAUACGAGUCCUUUGGACGUCCUUGUGCUUAUGUGCGACGUAAACUACUCGCUGACCGGGCAGCGCCAUGGCGGAAUACUUGGACUUGUUCAAAGAGCUCUGACGCGUGUCUCCCCACACAUGUGGUUCGAGCGACGAGCUCUUGUCGAGCGCGAGGCCUUAGGCAUUGUCUUGAGGCUGCAUGUGGCAAGGCGUGGCACCCCACCAAUCCUUCUUUUCCCAGAGGGCACGUGCAUCAACAACACGGCCGUGAUGCAGUUCAAAAAGGGAAGCUUUGCUGUAAGUAAUAUCAUCUAUCCCAUGGCUGUGCGCUAUGAUCGAAGAUUCGGGGAAACCUUCUGGGAUAGCAGCAGGUAUUCAAUGCUACGGUACAUGCUCAUGGUGAUCUCUUCGUGGUCCAUAUUAUGUGAUAUAUGGUAUAUGCCAGCCCUGCUACGACGACCUAGAGAAACGCCCAUUGAAUUUGCGAGCCGCGUCAAGGCCGAGAUUGCUGCUCAAGCGGGCAUUGAGGACUUGCCCUGGGAUGGCAACCUGAAGCGAUGGAGUCCGAAACGCGACUGGCAGUGAAAUGGGAGACUGGAGGAGGCGUUAGCUGCAGCGGCUAACAAAAUUGGUUCAAUAUUUCCAUAUUUUGUAGUGUUAUUAAGAGUAUUAAAAGGGCAUUUGUAAAACUAA
This is a messenger RNA of Scaptodrosophila lebanonensis, 1478 nucleotides long. Its product is annotated as glycerol-3-phosphate acyltransferase 3. The coding region runs from base 144 to 1370 and encodes 408 amino acids. Lineage: Eukaryota; Metazoa; Arthropoda; Insecta; Diptera; Drosophilidae. The transcript is spliced from 2 exons. Gene Ontology annotation, molecular function: glycerol-3-phosphate O-acyltransferase activity. Gene Ontology annotation, cellular component: endoplasmic reticulum. Gene Ontology annotation, biological process: triglyceride biosynthetic process. The record is from RefSeq and is a predicted model, not a curated record.